ACUUUGUUCAAUCCCAUUUGUCUGAGGUACAGUUUCCAAGCUCUCUGUUCAUGCUUCCUCUUCCCUUUGAUCCUCAGACAAUCUGAACCACAGAAAAAACAUAAUAUUUCAGCUUCCAACUUCAAGAGCAUCCCAGGUUUCAUAUCUUGCCUUCAUAAAAAAAAAGAGAGAAGAAAAAGGAAAGAAAAUGGCAUUCACAGGAACUUUAGAUAAAUGCAAGGUUUGUGACAAGACUGUCUAUGUGGUUGACAUGAUGUCUCUUGAAGGAUUACCUUACCAUAAAUCCUGCUUCAAAUGCAGCCACUGCAAAGGAUUUCUGUCGAUGAGUAGCUACUCUUCCAUGGAUGGAGUCCUGUACUGCAAGCCUCAUUUCGAGCAACUUUUCAAGGAAUCUGGCAAUUUCAGCAAGAAUUUUCAGACAGGUGCAGCAAAAUCUUCUGAGAAGCAAGGCGAGCUGACUAGGGCUCCAAGCAAGCUCUCUUCCAUGUUCUGUGGAACCCAAGACAAAUGUGCCACUUGCUCCAAAACAGUGUAUCCUCUUGAAAAGGUGACAUUAGAAGGAGAAUGUUACCACAAGACAUGCUUUAGGUGUGCUCGUGGUGGGUGCCAUCUUACACAUUCUUCAUAUGCUGCCCUUGAUGGAGUUCUGUACUGCAAGCACCAUUUCGCUCAGCUCUUCAUGGAGAAAGGAAACUACCACCAUGUCCUGCAGUCUGCUACCCACAAGAAGAAUGAUCAGGCACCUCCAGAAGCAGCAGACUCUGACCCAAACCCAGAAGCCGAAGCCGAACCAGAGGACAACACACAAGAGCAAUCCUAGAGAAGGCACUUCAAGGACAACACACAAAAGCAAUUUUUCUUUCUUUCUGUAUUUCGUUUUCUUUUGUUGAGUGCAUUGCCUCCCACUGUUGAAAUUCAAAUCGAACUUGUUCACACAUUCUUUUGAAGUUAUUGAUCGUGUUUUUAAAAGUAACAAGCACGGGGCAGUGUAUUUAUUAUGUACUUUUUUCAAUUGAUUUUUGUUGGAUAAUUAUAUAUGUUAAAACUCACAAAAAUGGGUUCUAUUUUUAA
Molecule: messenger RNA, 1071 nt
Organism: Carya illinoinensis
Lineage: Eukaryota; Viridiplantae; Streptophyta; Magnoliopsida; Fagales; Juglandaceae
Product: LIM domain-containing protein PLIM2b-like
Exons: 5
Coding region: 188-820 (210 amino acids)
Biological process (GO): actin filament bundle assembly
Cellular component (GO): actin cytoskeleton; plasma membrane
Molecular function (GO): actin filament binding
Source: RefSeq, a predicted model, not a curated record